CAUGGUAAUGGCUACAUACCGGUGGGAUGGCGACUUCUCAAGGGUUGGAGGAAGCGUGGAGGAACGCAAUGCACUAGAAGAAUUAACAAACAGCUGUCAGUGCUAGAAUACUGCCUUUGUUCCAGCCUGGUUAUGAGUGGCAUGUACAUGUAUAUGCCACGCAACAUCAAGAGCCACAGUUCCUUGCACAAUGACCUUCAUAAUGAAAGGACUGUCUGCAGAAGACCAGAGAGACUGUAUUUUGGAGCCGCUUUCUCUGCCAGAAUGUCCAGGUGGCAUUUCUACUGUAGAAGGCUCUCCAUCUGUGCCUUGUCUAUUCUGUGAAGAAUAUUCUCCAGUAUCAGAACAAAACCAGCUUCUAAAACACAUGAUUAUAGAACACAAGCUUGUCAUAGCAGACGUCAAGCUGAUAGCAGAUUUUAGGAGAUAUGCAUUGUACUGGAAGAAAAGAUUCACAGAACAACCCAUUACAGACUUUUGUUGUGUAAUAAGAACAAAUUCUGAAGCACUUCCAGAGGACCAGGACAAUUAUUUUCUUUUGUGUGAUGCUCUGCCUGAAGACCGAACACUAAGGGAGAAUCUCCAGCAGCAGAAACUGAGAGAAGUUCUGGAGCAACAACACCAGGAAAGAUAUGAUGCAGACUUUUGUGGGAUAUGCAUGUUCUGCGACAAAGAAUUUACUGGUAACAGAUCUGUCCUUCUCAAUCACAUGGCCAAUGAGCAUGCAUUCAAUGUUGGGCUGCCAGAUAACAUUGUUAACUGUAAGGAAUUCUUAGAUCUUCUACAGAAGAAACUCGACAGUUUGCAGUGCCUAUAUUGUGAGAAAAUAUUUCGAGAUAAGAAUACUCUCAAGGAUCACAUGAGAAAGAAGCAACAUCGCAGAAUCAAUGCCAAAAACAGAGAAUAUGACAGAUUUUAUAUUAUUAAUUACCUGGAAUUUGGAAAGUCUUGGGAAGAAGUUCAGUCAGAAGAUGACCGAGAAUUGUUACACAGCCAAGAAGAAGACUGGUCUGAUUGGGAAGAACAUCCAGUUUGUGCAGUCUGCCUUUUCUGUGAGAAGCAGGCAGAGACCACAAAAAAGCUCUAUAUUCACAUGGAGGAAGCUCAUGGCUUUGGUCUGCUAAAAAUUAAGUCUGAGUAUGGUUUGAAUUUCUACCAGCAAGUAAAAUUGGUAAACUUCAUCAGGAGAAAGGUCCACCAGUGUCUUUGUUACAAUUGCCUGGAGAAAUUCCAAUCCAAAAAGGAGCUAGUAAGGCACAUGGAGGAAACCAAACAUAUAACACUUCUUCCAGCCAGAUCCAUGUGGGAUCAGCCCCAGUAUUAUUUUCCAACCUAUGAAAACGAUACUCUUCUCUGUACACUCUCAGACAGUGAGGAUGAACUGACAGCUGGGAAACAGAACGAGGAUGUACCUGUCAUCAGUGAGGAUGUUUCUAACAUAGAGGCUUUGAAACAGGGUAGUGUAUUAAAUCAGCUUCUUCGCGAGGAGAUAAAUGACGAAGAACCUUGAUGUUGGAUAAACUUUUUUCUUAAUAUGCAGACCCCUGCCUUUGGCAAGGCAAAUUUUGUUUUGGUAAUUUACUGAUCUAAUUUGAUUCUAUAUCUGUAAUAGACCAACUCUUCGAAUGGGAAGCUGAAAUUAAAGACACAGCACAUCGGAUUAAAA
Molecule: messenger RNA, 1666 nt
Organism: Varanus komodoensis (Komodo dragon)
Lineage: Eukaryota; Metazoa; Chordata; Lepidosauria; Squamata; Varanidae
Gene: ZNF277
Product: zinc finger protein 277
Exons: 13
Coding region: 191-1510 (439 amino acids)
Source: RefSeq, a predicted model, not a curated record